Messenger RNA from Monoraphidium neglectum, 393 nucleotides. RefSeq lists its product as hypothetical. NCBI's taxonomy places the organism in Eukaryota, Viridiplantae, Chlorophyta, Chlorophyceae, Sphaeropleales, Selenastraceae. The transcript has 6 exons. The record is from RefSeq and is a predicted model, not a curated record. Bases 1 to 393 code for a protein of 130 amino acids.
AUGGUUCAGCUCGACGAUCUGGAUGAGCAGCAGCGGCAGAAGCCGUGGGAGGACAGGGCAGAGGAGGAAGAAGCUGGAGACGAGGAGGACGAUGAGGGCGAGGAGGGGGGCGACGGCGGCGGCGCUGCCGGCGGCGGCGAGGACGACGAUGAUGACGAUGAUGACGAGGAUUACGAGGAGGAGGGGGAGCCGGGGCUCGAGGCCAUAGCGGGCGACGCCCCCGCGGUGGAUGACGAGGAGGACUACGAGGGGGACGAGGCCGAGGACGACGAGGACGAGGAUGAUGAUGAGGAGGACGAGGAGGAGCCCGCGGCCGGCCUCAAAAGGAAGCGCGGCCCCGGCGACGAGGAGGAGGAGGAGGAGGACGACGAUGACGAUGAGGAGGACGAGUGA